This is a messenger RNA of Prosopis cineraria, 1144 nucleotides long. RefSeq lists its product as uncharacterized. The transcript has 4 exons. The record is from RefSeq and is a predicted model, not a curated record. NCBI's taxonomy places the organism in Eukaryota, Viridiplantae, Streptophyta, Magnoliopsida, Fabales, Fabaceae. Bases 604 to 786 code for a protein of 60 amino acids.
AUUAAAACGUCUCAUUUGCCCUGCGCUCCCCUUCGCUUCUCCUCCCUCCUCCUUUAUCGUCUGCCACCCCCACUGCACCACCACCUCCAUCGUACAGAGCCAGCGUUUUCUUCACCUUCACCUUCUACUCCGUUGAAUAGAAGCUCCGGUUAAUUUUGGGUACCAAGACACUGUUCAUCAACUGUUGUUUCAAAGGGUUCCACAACUUUUGUCCCACCCAGUAGCCACCAUCUUUAACUGCCCUGCUUUUGUUCAAGGUUUUACUAUUUUUCAUCUCUUCGGUCCUACUGUCCUACUCAAUGAACCCAGUUGUUGGUAUCGGGCGAAUUAUAAGUGAAUGAAGAACCGCUGGCUUGAUUGUAGAAGUGAAGAACCACUGGAGGGGAUUUAUGACUUGUUUUCUAGAAAUCAAGAAAAUAGAAUUAUGAAUUGGAGUUGAAUAUAAACAAAAUAGAGUAAGGUAAUGUGAAGAAAAUGUUGUAGAUCCAAGGAGAACAAGCAGAAUACAAGUGAAGGCUACUUGCUGACGGCCAAAUUCUCAUAACAUGCUCUCAUUGUGACAGCAACGAAAUUAUGCGGGCUUGGUCUCUAUAAGAAAGAAACAUGCCUCAUAGAACCCGACCUAUGACAGCACUACUGGUGUUUACUGGCUUAAAUGUUGUGUUGGUUUCAACAAUCACUCCAGUCUACGACUUUGUUUGCUUUCAUCCUUAUUGGGAGAGAAGGAGGGAGCGGUAUCGUCGGGAACGUGAAGCUGCAAUAGCCAAUAAUUCAAAAUCAAUUUAACAGGUGCCAUAUGGGUAACCUUUUUGAAAGACUCUUGCUUUCAAUUCCUGUUGUGGUGUAAACUAUAUCUUAGAAUCCAAGUAUGAAAUCUCAUAUAAUAUUAGACCUUAUUCUUUGGGUAUUGUUAAAGGCAUCCCUAUUUUAAGUUUCAGGAGCUUUUGUUCAAGAUCUGAUCCAAGCAACCCACCCUGUCAGAUUUACGUAGUAUUUCUCUCUAUUUUCUUUCCUUAUUCGGCCUGAGUAUUACACCAUUUAGUGAGGCAUGUAUUCGUCAUUUGAUGGAAAAUUGGGCAACUAGUGAAUUUGGAAUUGUAAUAGACCGUCUUGAGUAUGAAAUGAAACUGACUCUGGAGCUUGA